Messenger RNA from Felis catus (domestic cat), 5414 nucleotides. It is a transcript of the gene ERVMER34-1, whose product is annotated as endogenous retrovirus group MER34 member 1, envelope. The coding region runs from base 1993 to 3729 and encodes 578 amino acids. Lineage: Eukaryota; Metazoa; Chordata; Mammalia; Carnivora; Felidae. The transcript has 2 exons. The record is from RefSeq and is a predicted model, not a curated record.
CCGCCCCCUUCCCGGGGAUUGGCUGCCUACUUUCUAGCCCCGGCCUCUGGCUGGGUCUCUGGUGUUCGCGGGCUUUUGUGUCUCACGGAGUGCGGCGGGCGCGGCCGCAGUGGCGGCUGCUUUGCGGCGGGUUCGGGGCCCGGCCCCCGCCUGCGAAUGCGGGAGCCCGACCCGGGGCCUGCGGAGUCGGUCUCCGACGUGUGCGGGGCUGCAGCGGCCUGACUUACAGGCUCAGGUAUGUCCCCGUCCUGGGGGGAAAAGCGAGGCGCUCGGCCCGGAGCACGUGGCCAAUGGCGACCGGGGGUUCCCACGUGCUUGGUUCCAAGGCCCCCCAAUUGGCCGCCCCUCCGGAUAGAGAGCAUGUAAGUUCCCCGCUCCCCCACGCCCCUCAGGACAACUGCUUCCGGUGGGUUUUCCGACUUGGCCCUGGAAACCGCUGAGGUGCAGGGGGUGUUGUCGGGAGAGGAGAGCAGGGGUCGUGGAGAAGCCUGUAAAACCCCAGACCGCCCUUUCCUGUGCCCUUUUAAGGUUGACGCAGUGCCUUAAGAGGCUAACACAGAAGGGUAAAGUAAGUCUCCAUAAAACCCAGGGAUGAGACUAAAACUCCUCUCUGGAUCCUGUCUGGAGUCACAGCGGAACCAGAGGAAAUUUUUCUUUCGGUUCAAGCACCCUUGUGAUACUUUAACACAUCUCAGAGCACAAAUGGUGGAUUCAAACUUAACCUUGACAUUGAUGGUACAUUCAGUUCAAGUGUUGGUAUUUGUCACUGAAGAAGGAACAACCUGUGAGAGUGAGACUGUAAAUUGAGACCAUCUGAAGACACUGGCUCACAAAGGUCAUAAAGCCUCUGGAGCCACACCUCACUGGGUAGAAACAACAGGUCCAGAAUACUUGAAAUUGACCCAUUUUUGGUCACCCCAUGUAGAAAAUGAAUUUAAAAUUUUGUAUGUCUUGUCUAUUGUUCGAUGUGAGCACCGUUACAUUUUUCUAGACUUAGUUUGCUAUACCCUAAGAUUAUGAAAAUACUUACCAGCAUUUUCUCGCUUCUGUAAUCUUGCUUGCUUAACACAUUCCUCCUCUUCCCCCUUCCCCCUUCCCCCUUUUUCUCCCACCACAAGUAACGGACAAAGCCUUCCCGCCAAAGGACAGACAAAGGACGCCCAAUCAGAGAACAACAAAUGUCCUUACUUUAAAAUCAACUAAUCAGGCCCCCCAUAAUCUGAAACCUCCCCUAUGCUAUUUGUCUCUGUCUAUAAAAACGCUGUACCAACCCCGAUCGGGGCCUCUUAGCGUCACUGGCAACGAGUGCGCGGAGGUCCAGGUUCGAACCUGCAAUAAACGACCCUUGCCGCUUGGCUUUGACUUACGACUCUGGUGGUCUCUUGUGGGGGGUUUCACGACCUCGGGCGUUACACCCAGGGCUGCUUCCAUUCCUUGUUUGGGUGAGCAUUAUGGGCCCUUGAGCGAACAGUACUUAGACAGUUAUGUAGAGAGAAGUAUUGGAGCAUAUCACCAACAGGUGAAAAACACAUGAUCUUCACUUACUAAAGAGCCUUGCCAUACCUUUCUACCAGGGGUUGGAGCAUCCAUCAAAGUUUUUAGAAGAAAACAUGCAUUAUGACCUCACUGGGAAGAGGCCUUAGAAGGACUGCUAACACUGCCCUCGAAAUAAAAAUCUUCCUGGAUUCACAUGAGACACACCAAGCUAGAUCCAGAUCAACACCUACAUGAUAGUGAGAAGGCCAUCCAUACGAGUGACCUCAAGUUGAGGAUUCCCAGGUUCCAGAAGCAGAUGACACCAUGAAGUAGGCAGCUUUGUCCAAGAUCUUGGAUCAAGAACGUUGUCUUCAUUUAUCUUCCCUUGAAGCCUCUCUCCCGGACUUGGGAAGCUCUCUGACCUAGAAAUUAAAAACAAAAACAAACCUCUUUUAUUUAUAGAAAGAUUGGGUGGAGGUUGCUUGUCUUAAUCUUGUCUCCCUUUGUCCCUCCACUAUGGGCUCCCUUUCAAACUGUGUCUUGCUUCAGCUAACCGUUACUGCUUUUUCAACAAUUCAAGCACAAUCCCGGUACCCACUCCCACCCCUCUUCCAAACCCUGGCCACCUUAGCUAAUUUAUCUGACUGCUGGUUAUGUCAACACCUAGAUAACGCACAAGAACCUGAAUUAGUUUUUGUUCCUGCCCAUGCAAGCACCUGGUGGACCCAUUCUGGACAGUGGAUGCAUAAAAGGGAAUGGUAUCCACAAACAAGAGGACACAAUCACUCUACUUCCUCCUAUGGUAGAGUACUUUGGCAUUGGGAAACUUCUGCAGAAGCUCAAGGUCUGUCAUUAACUCAGGUGAGACUUUUGGAGGGAAAUUUUUCUGUUUGCAUUGAAAACAAAAAUGGCACUGGACCCUUCCUAGGUGACGUACCAAAACAAUACUGUAAUCAAACAAUAUGGUUUGAUUCCACAGAUGGCACCUUCAGACCUUCUAUAGAUGUUGCAAAUGAGUCCAAGACGGAUUAUUAUGAUGCAAAUGUUUGCCUAGUCACUGGACAAUAUUCCUGGUUUGCAGGCCACACGACUGGGACCUGGAACAGCUCACCUUUUCCCCUGGUCGGUCUGCCCAAUACCCAAGACUACAUAUGGGUGGACCAAAAUUCUGGAAUGACCUGGUUAGGUAAUGACACCUAUCUCUAUAGCUGCCAGAAUCAAACCAAAGGUCUUCUAUACCAGAUAUUUCGCAACUUGUUUUGUUCUUAUAGGCUGACAGAGGCACAUGGUAAAUGGAGAUGUGCAGAUGCCAACAUAACUAAUGACAAAGGUCAUGGUGGACACCCGAUGCCAGCCUGGUGGGUCACACGUUCCACUCUGACCUUGUCCGUGAACAACUCUGGUCUUUUUAUCUUAUGUGGUAAUAAAGUAUAUAAGGAGUUCCCACCUAACUGGUCAGGGCGAUGUGGACUCGGCUACCUAGCACCUUCCGUCAGCCAGUAUCCCGCUUUCAAUGGUAGCCAGAUUACAGGUGUGGGCUCCUUAAUACAUAAAGUAGCACCACACAGACGUACGCAACGAGACGUCAUAGACCCUCCACCCGUUUAUCACAACCCCAAUUCGUCAAGGGCCCUUUUUUCAAGAUUGGGAACUUCUGAUCUAGAAGAAGCAAUUCUAAACAUUUCCAAAGCCACCGAACAAGGAUUGGCUGCCACGGUGCAGACCUCGGAGGCGCGCCAGUCAAGAGUUAGCAGCUUACUCUCUGCACUCCAAAAUCACCAUCUGGAUCUAUCGGCUGCUCAACAAGGAAGAACGUGUACGAUCGUUGGCAACCAGUGCUGCCUCUAUGUAAACAAGUCAAAAGAAGUGAGGUUUCUUUUGAACAGUGUGAAGGAACGGAUCGACAGUCGACGUCGAAUGAGGGAAUUAGCCUUUAAUUGGACUGACCUCGUCUCAGGAGUGAGAGACUGGUUCAGUGGACAUUGGGGCCACAUGUUUGGAUUUGUUCUGCUCGGCUUCAUCAUUGUUCUCAUCUGUGUUGCCGUUCGCAGAUCUCUCACCUCCCGAGUUCCUGCCCAAGUGUCCUCUUCACAGCACUACACGGGGCUCCUUGCCUGUGGAACUUCAUGUGAGGUUUCAAACAAGGAAACCAGGGGACCAGCCCCACCAGAAGGGCAUAAAGACUCCUUUGCACUGACAGCAUCUGAACAAACAGCAGCUGCAGAAAGAGGCCUACUUCAGACUUCUCUUUGAUGAGUAAAGCAGGCCUUUCUGAGAAUUCAGCUGUCCUAACCCUCUCUCCAGGGAGCCUUUUGUAAGGGAGGAGCCUGACUUGGUAUCUGGGCAUCCGAAGAAUUGUGUAAAUAAGCCCUAACUGCACCUUCCAUACUUUCCACUGAAGCCUUAAUACCCACUCCCCAUCCCAUUAAGCUGGUAUAUAAAACCUUAUCCCUGGCUGUUCAGUGGCGGCCCUUUACAGGCUUCCACAUACAUAUAUGAUAAAUGUUGCUCCUAUCAAUCUGUUAAUUCGUAGGCCCUCAACCAUUUGAACCUGUGUGUUUAAUAACUGAAGACUUUCCCUUCAGGAGGAAGCUGUAAACCCUUUAAUAGCUGGGAGGAUUUGAUGUGCCCUCCUGGUUGCCCGUGUACAUUUAAUCUCCAGUCUAAAGGGGAGGUUUGUCUGGGGUGAAUGGUAGCCAUCUGAUUUCCCAUGGGCAGAGGCAGGGGAUAGGAUUGUAGAGACGGGGCAGCAUUUACUGUAUUGAACACGUCAUCUGCCCAGUCCUGUGGUGAGGUCCUUACAUUUUUCUAUAGAAUCCUCUCCAGUUUGUAGGUGAAUAAACUCCAAGGGUAGAUGACAUGUUAAAGAUUACAUUAUUCCUAAAAACAAGAGCAAGGUGCACAACAGGGUAUCUGGUGCACUGCCGUUCAUAAAGCAGAGGAAAUAAAGUAUACAUGUGUAUAUAUGUAGAUUUACUCAGUUUUGCAAAUAGACCACUCAGAAAGGAUAAGUCAGAAGCUAAUGAAGGUGACUACAUAUAAGAGGCGUGGGCAGUGAGAGUCUCACCCCCUUUUUUAAAAGUUGAAUAUAAACAAACUGAUGAACAUUUUAGCAAAUUGACAACUUUUUCAUAGAAAAUAAUUCUUACAAGUUAUGCAACAUAAACCCAGUAAUUCUGGGUACACCUUAGAAGUGGGUUUAUAGUUCAUAGUAGUGUUGUCAAAAGAUUGAAGAAACAGCCUAGUCCAGUGAGACAGAGCGUAAUAACAGUUCUUCCCUGUGUGUGUUAAGCAAAAUGUGGCUGAACUCUUGGCAUUGAAACUAGAGAAGCCACUGGAAGAUAAGCAUGCAGGGCUCAGCAUCCGGUGUGGUAUGUGGAUCAUAAGGCAGAUGACGGAUGCAGGGUGCUGUGUUAGAGUGGCACAAGUGUUAAGCCGUCAAGGGAAGAUAUGGGGAAAAGAAAUCUAGAUUCAUAGUAACCUCAAUUUUCUUCUGUAAAAUGGAAUUAAACAGUAAGGGUGGGUAGGGCCAGUACUGCUUACUUAGCUUUUUUGGCCAUAAAAAUGAGUCUGUUACUAAUUUCAUAAUAGAAGGUUGAUAGCCACUGGCCCUUGGAUUCAGUGUUCAUAGUCAGUGUUAAAGAAGUUUAAGACAAAACUAGAUUAUUUGUUUGCUUGUGUGCCUGCUGUCUGCUCCCUGCCAGAAUGUAAGCUUCACAAAGACAGGUGUAUUUGUGGAAUCACAGUGAAGAGGGCUGUGGUGAGAUGAAAGAAUGCGUGCAAAGCCCUCACAGUUGACCAUGGGCAUUGCUUAACUAAAUGUAAGAUUGAGUUCACCUGUAGCCAAUAUGAGUCUCUGGCAGAUUUGAACUUUUGCAUUGACUUUUGUCAGGUGUAAAUUUGAAAACUUUUGAAUAAAGUUGAUUAUAAAAGUUGGA